AAUGAUCCAGGCAUACAGCGUUGUUACGAAUGUAAACCAGGAUCAACAGGACGCCAUUGCAAUGCCUCAUGUCCGGCUCAUUGCGCGGGCAACAAGUGUGAUCAAAUCACUGGCGCCUGCACAUGCGCGGAUGGAUGGUAUGGAGACGAUUGCUCAAUGCAAUGUUUUGGCAACUGCUCCCUUUGUGUUGAUAACAGCACUUGCAUCCGAUGUGUAGAUGGUUACUAUGGGGACAGAUGCCAGGAGCAGUGUCCAAAUGAAUGUAAAAUGUGUUCGCGUAAUGGAAAAACUUGUCUCGGAAUGUGUGACGGCUGGAAUGAAAAUUACGGACCUCUAUGUGGAUGUCGCCGAUCCGAAUGCGCAGAAAGAGAGCAUGGCACAUAUAACUGUCUGAAAUGUAAAAACGAAUCCUGGUUUACGCAAGAUGAAGGAUGCUGCCCCUGUAGUGACCACUGUAACGGAAGUUGUGAUGGCAAUAAUGGCACAUGUACAGACGGUUGUCUUGAUGACUACCAUGGGCCAACAUGUGAUACAAAAUGUAGUCACCACUGCAAUGGUUCGUGUGAUCCCCUGACUGGAAAAUGUGAACACGGUUGCCAAGACGACUGGGUUACUCCAUUCUGUGACUUACAAUGCAGUGUAAACUUUCCUCACUGCACACAAUGUGUGGCGUUUUCAUUACCACCGCAGUACGAUGCAUACUGUAACGUAUGUGCGGAGGGAUACUUUGCAAGCCAAGGCAACUGUGUGCCAUGUGAUCAUUGCUUAGACCGGAACUGCAGCUCUUCAACCGGUGAGUGUCGCGGCCCGUGUGUUGACGGCUAUCAUAACUCUAUCUCUCAUUAUUGUAAAGAGAAAUGUGAUGAAAACUGUAUCGACGGGAAGUGUGACAAUACCGACGGAAACUGUACGUUAGGAUGCGUGCCGGGAUAUUAUACAGAGCGAUGUGGACUUUUUUGCCCGUCGUUCUGUAGUGCAGAAGGAUGUAAUCAGACUGACGGCAUGUGUCAUAAGUGUGAGGACGGAAUGUAUGGUCGAUACUGUUUCUUCACCUGCUCUACAAACUGUUUAACCAAUACCUGUGACAGGGAUACAGGGGCGUGCUCAGGGUGUCUACCGGGUCAUUAUGGACAGAACUGUGUCUCUCAAUGUGAUGGUUGUUUGGAUGUUACGUGUUCCCAGACGUCACAUUGUGAAACAGGCUGCAUGCCGGGACAGCAUGGAAGGUACUGCGAGAAAAAGUGCCCGGAAAAUUGUUAUGUGUGUGACCAAACUUCCGGAGAGUGUCUGAUGUGUGACACCGGUUUCCGUGGUGUCGGAUAUAGAGACGCUAAUUGUAGUAUUCCGUGUCCAGGUUGUAUCAAUAAAUACGAAAACAGCACUUCUCCAUUUCACGGAUCGUGUUACCAUGGAAGUUAUGGAAUACUUUGUACAGAAAUUUGCGGUAAUUGUUUCACUUCGAACGGUGUAAAUGAAUGUGAAAAAUUUACUGGAUAUUGUUCGAACGGAUGCACUUCCGGUUAUUAUGGAAUGACAUGUAAAGAUGAAUGUCAAAAUUGCCAUCUGGAUAUCAAUAAUAAGACAGUUUGUGAUGUCACUUCCGGUGAAUGUCAAGAUGGCUGCCUUGCCGGUUACUAUGGUAUAAUGUGUAAUGUUACUUGUGGGAAUAACUGUCUCAAUCAUUUCUGUGAGCGGCUCGAUGGCACGUGCAGUAAUGGAUGCUCUCCUGGUUGGCAAGGUGACCAAUGCAAUAUUGCAAAGCGAACACAGACCAAAGACCCUUCGCUAAGCGGAGGAGCGAUAGCCGGGAUCAUCAUCGGUGCUGUCUUUGGAGUUGCCCUCAUAGCUGGUAUCUCGUACUUCGUCAUCCGAAGCCGCAGUAUAAACAACAUCACAAGAACUAGACUUCCUAGCCGUGAAUUUUCCUUAGAUGAUAGAUAAUCCAAGGGAGAGUUCCGGACUAAUUUUUAGAGAAAAAGGGACAGCAUAUUGAGUCAGGAAACGGAAGUGGAUUUUAAAACGUAGGCGAUGACAGAAAACGCCGUAACCGACGACUGGGUUUAAUAUUGUGUAUCUGGACGGAAUGCACAGGAUUUCGGACCAGGAUGGGCACAUUAAGAGUAGCCGACAAUGCUUAUUUAUAGUCAACUUUAAUGGUUCAGAGUUAUUUAAAGUUUUAAGAAAAUGAUAUUUGUACAUGUCAAAUUUCGCAUGUUAUAUAAAGACGAAAAAAAACCCAUUUCAACGGCAAUGCAAUUUUUUUCGGUGAUAGUAGAUAGGUUAUAAAUCUGAAUUUGUUAAAGAAUUUCAAAUUACUCGUCAUACAUUGUAUGUACGUAUACCUUUCUUUACGGAAUUAUUGUUUCUUGGUUAUGGUAGUAUAAAGUUUAGUAUAGUUUUCAUUACAUGGAAGGUUAUGAAGAUACAGAGUCGUGGAGGUAAAAAACAUGGCGAAUUCGUCGCGGUUUCAUGAACCAUUUACCUGAAAUAGAAAUGACAAACGCCAGUGAAAAGUCAUUGUACUGGGCUGAUUUGAAACCACAGGGACUUGGUUCGAAUUUCCAGCCCAACGGUCCAUAUUAAAUUAUGUGAAUACCUGGGGUUGGGAUUCGUGGUAUGUCCCUGUGUUUAAAAUCUAAAUUAACGAUAAUUUAAUUCAUGUUUGUUUUCAUUUCUGACUUGAAAUACUUCAUAUAAGAUGCCAUGAAGAUACAUGCAUGACGUCACAUUUACAUCUUGUGUGUAUUACACGUGUGUGCGUAUUUUGAAAUAAACCAUUCAUGUCAUAACACCGAUAACUGAUCAAGCCUCCUCACAAUCAUUGAUGUUUAAAGUUAAUCCAUUUAACUGUAAAAAUGAACAAUGCUUUUACUUGUUAAAAUCAUAUUUAUUUUUAUUAUUGAUUUUGUACUGUUGUUAAACGUAUUUCUGUAUGUAUCCAGGGACGUCCCGGAUUUAUUAUUCAAGGACUGUGUAUUAUCUUAAUUUAGAACUUGUGUUUUAAGUGUUCUUUUAAAAAGAAUGGCAGGUGAUAUGAGUAAUAAAACUUUCAAUCCUUUC
Pecten maximus is the source of this 3060-nucleotide messenger RNA. Its product is annotated as multiple epidermal growth factor-like domains protein 10. The transcript is spliced from 5 exons. Lineage: Eukaryota; Metazoa; Mollusca; Bivalvia; Pectinida; Pectinidae. The record is from RefSeq and is a predicted model, not a curated record. The annotation marks the transcript as partial. Gene Ontology annotation, molecular function: scavenger receptor activity.